AACACCGGCCUAUCGUGCCAGUCCUUGCCAGGCCUAGACGAAGGUGUGCAGUGUAUCAAGCUAAGUCACCAGGCAAGCCAACAGCCUGCACUACGUAAACAGAGCGAACGCUGUAUGUGUGGUACAGUUGGCAGCUUCGCCAUCGCGAUCUUCCUCAGGUCCCCCCACCUUGACGGCCUCCACGUCCGCGCGCUGUCCGCAGAUCAAUCUGUCCCUAUGCUACUUAUGUCGGCGGGAUUGAACGCAGUCAGGAACAGCAGGUGUCCGUUCGCAAGGUCCGCGUGGGCCUGGCCUAUUAGCUGCCGUACCAGUCGGCCUUUCCAGCGGCCGACAAUCCUAGGAUUACCGACACAACAGCCCGACCGCUUCGUCACAGCCCCGCAUAUACUAGCCGUUAGCCGAGCAACCGCCUUCGCUUUACCAAGGAACUUUGCUGUCGCGUUCGGACGUGAGAACUAGCGAUUGUAACCGUU
This is a messenger RNA of Dichomitus squalens LYAD-421 SS1, 473 nucleotides long. RefSeq lists its product as uncharacterized. Bases 115 to 459 code for a protein of 114 amino acids. NCBI's taxonomy places the organism in Eukaryota, Fungi, Basidiomycota, Agaricomycetes, Polyporales, Polyporaceae. The record is from RefSeq and is a predicted model, not a curated record. The transcript has 2 exons.